Armigeres subalbatus is the source of this 1902-nucleotide messenger RNA. RefSeq lists its product as uncharacterized. The coding region runs from base 676 to 1902 and encodes 408 amino acids. Gene Ontology annotation, biological process: proteolysis. NCBI's taxonomy places the organism in Eukaryota, Metazoa, Arthropoda, Insecta, Diptera, Culicidae. Gene Ontology annotation, molecular function: aspartic-type endopeptidase activity; zinc ion binding; nucleic acid binding. The transcript has 3 exons. The record is from RefSeq and is a predicted model, not a curated record.
UAAAUGAUUCAUUCAAUACUUUACCUCAGACCCGAGUAGACGUCUCUACAUUUUGGCGACGAGGAUAAAAGUAGAAAAGGCUUACAUCAAUUCGAACGCUUCCUGGAAAAUUCUAUUCCGAUUUAUGAAGAUGGCGUGGCCUAUGUUUGUCUACUGUUGACGUAAGACCCGGUGAUUGUUAGGAAAAGUAAUAAGUUCGCGGAAACCAUAACAACGGUAUGAAGUACGCAGAGAGAGAGAAAAAUAAAACGAUCAUGUGUAACCCAACGUAUCGGGAUGCAGUACGCAGAAACAGUGUUAAUAUCUGUCGAGUGCAGAAUUUGCUGUGUGGACAAGAGUACGCAGGAAAAUAUGAUAUUUCAUAGCGGAAUCCAACAUUGAAAGAUUUAAAAUCCAAGGUAAUGCGGAACCCAUACGUUUGGGAUGAAGUACGCAGAAUGAUACGUUUUGAGCUGAAUGUACUUCAUAUACGUCUUUAUGUACACAUGCGAAAAAAAAACAUUCGUAGAAUUCUUCAAAUAUAUCAUAUUUUAGGUCAACCAUCUGAUUCCGCCGUUCCUCGAGGAAGCUGAGGGACCAGUCUCUGCACGUUGGGAAAAAUGGCGUGAACAGUUUGAGGCUUAUCUGGCAUGGAAAGAUGUGGACGAUCAAGAAGCGAAAUUCAAAACCCUUCUGAUGUUCGGUGGACCCGAUAUCCGAAAUGUAGUGAAACAAGUUGAAGUCGAUGAAAAACACGCUGUGGACAACCGUUAUCACGUUGCGAUGUCAAUCCUGGAUGACUAUUUCAUACCAAAACUAUUAAAAACGUAUGAGCGCCAGAAAUUUCGCGAAAUGAAACCAACAGCCGGUGAAAAGUUUGACACGUUUGUCAACCGUCUGAAACGACAAGCAGCCUUCUGCGACUAUGGAGACCAACUAGAAAGCAUGGUGGUGGAUCAAAUAAUAACCACCACGGCGGACAAGAACCUGAAGCGUAAAUGUCUGGAGAAGGAUUACAAAUUCGAGGAGAUUGUUAAAAUUGGUCGCACCCACGAGUCAGUUCAAAUGCAGAUGAGUGAAUUGGAUAACCGGAAUGAAGCUGGUACUCUACAAGCAAUCAGUAUUACUGAGCCAGAGAAGAAUGAAGAUAUGGUUUUAAAGUUACGCUCUCGACCCGGUGGACCUCGGCGUUUCAGAUGUUUUCGAUGCAAUGGAAGACACGAUCCGAAAAGUUCAUCGUGCCCGGCCAGAGAACUGGAAUGCAGAAGCUGUGGGCAACGAGGGCAUUUCUCUCGAUGUUGCUUCCUGAAACGAAGAAAGCCAGUCAAACAACUAGCACAACCACCCCAUUUCGAAGCUCAUCAGAAAGCCAAGAGAUUCGUACGAGAAGUAUCUAGCGGCAGCGGAAACAUAACACAAGAUGUGGUGGAUCUUUUUCACCUCGGCACUAAGGGAAACCAAAUAUCAGUAUCAGUCGGAGGAGUCUGGGUUCAAUUUGUGAUCGACACUGGAGCAGAUGAGGAUGUCUUGAGCGAAACGGACUGGAUCAAGAUAAAACAAACUGGAUUUGACGCAUACUCUAUUCGAAGAGGAAGCACAAAAGUAUUCAAAGCAUAUGGCUCGAACACACCGUUGAAGAUCCUAGGCGAAGUUGACUCGACUGUUGCGGUUGACGGGAAAACCAUCGAUACUACGUUAUACGUAAUCCAGAGCGGCAAAUGUUCACUUCUCUCGGGUGAUACAGCAAUAAAACUUGGAUUGAUCAAAUUUUUGCGGACAGUUGACAAAGAAACAUUUCCACAUAUUACAGUAAUAAAACCCCAGAUUAAUCCACUCAGCAGUGAUGCAGCCGUUCUGGUUUAUUGUGGAAGAGCACCCACGAUUAUGGAGAAGUCUAAGAAAAAUAAUGUUAAGAGACACUGA